Molecule: messenger RNA, 1009 nt
Organism: Otolemur garnettii (small-eared galago)
Lineage: Eukaryota; Metazoa; Chordata; Mammalia; Primates; Galagidae
Gene: FXN
Product: frataxin
Exons: 5
Coding region: 5-640 (211 amino acids)
Biological process (GO): intracellular iron ion homeostasis; iron incorporation into metallo-sulfur cluster
Cellular component (GO): mitochondrion
Molecular function (GO): ferroxidase activity; ferric iron binding; 2 iron, 2 sulfur cluster binding
Source: RefSeq, a predicted model, not a curated record
CAGCAUGUGGACGCUCGGGCGCCGCGCAGCUGCGGGUCUCCUGCCCCGGUGGGCGCUCCCAGGCCCGGCCCAGGCCUUCACCCCUGCCCCUCGGCCGGCGGAGUCCGCCCAGCUCUGCUGCCGCCGGGGCCUCCGCGCCGGAACCUCCGCGGCCCGCGCGCCCCGCUACGCCAGUUUGAACCUCCACUGCCUCAAUCAGAUUCUGAAUGUCAAAAAGCAGAGGGUCUAUCUGAUGAAUUUGAGGAAAUCAGGAACUUUGGGCGAGCCAGGUUCUCUAGAUGACACCACCUAUGAGAGACUAGCAGAGGAAACGCUGGACUCCUUAGCAGAGUUUUUUGAAGACCUUGCAGACAAGCCUUACACAUUUGAGGACUAUGAUGUCUCCUUUGGGAGUGGCGUCUUAACAAUUAAACUGGGUGGAGAUCUAGGAACCUAUGUGAUCAACAAGCAGACUCCAAACAAGCAGAUCUGGUUAUCUUCUCCAUCCAGUGGGCCCAAGCGCUAUGACUGGACUGGGAAGAACUGGGUGUACUCUCACGACGGAGUGUCCCUCCACGAGCUGCUGGCGGCCGAGCUGACUAAAGCCUUAAAAACCAAAGUGGAUUUAUCUUCCUUGGCCUAUUCUGGAAAAGGCCCUUGACGCCAGCCCAGUCUUGAAGCUGUCGGGCUAACCCCCAGCCUCAUUCUGCAGUUAAGCGUGUGUGUCUUCCCACCCCUGCUUCUGAGGACAGUCGAACUGUGCGUAACAGCUCUAUAAAAAGAAUGUGUUGCCUUCCACCCUGCCCCCAAGUUCUGACUUUUAAUUUCUACAGAGAUUUUCUUUUUUGCAUCUAUUGUCUGAUUUCCUCCUUCACAUGCAAAAUGUACCUCUUAUCUUUUUUAAUGUUUUCUACCUAUACCUUAAUAAGUAACCUCACAAAAAGAAAAAAGAAGAAGAAAAAAAUUGCAGGAGGAGAAAUGAAUUAUCUUCCCUCUUGAUUCUUGGAAGGAUUUACUGCAAAAACUAUAU